AUCCCACUCCAAUUUCCCUCCUUUUUCAAGGCAUGGGUGUACGUCUAUGAGCUUUUGGGGGGAAUAAAACCCCCAGAUUGCUAACGAAGAGGGGUAUUACAGAGCAGGAUGGCAAUGGGCAAAGCUCUGCUGCUCUUCCAUGGAUUUGUCCUGCUGGCUCUGUGUAGACCCUCACUUCAAGGAGGAGUCUACAUACCAGCUGCAGGAGGAGGAGGGGCUGGGCCUGGAUUAGGGGCUGGCAUCGGUCCUGGUAUCACUGGAGUUGGUCCAGUAGGGGGUCUUGGAGCUGGACUUGGUACUGGAAUUAGCCCUGGGGUAGGCGUAGGCACAGGACUUGGUCCUGGAGGUAUAGGGACCGGAGUCCUUCCAGGGAGUGGUGUUGGUGCUGGUCCUGGAGGCGCACUGGGAACUGGACCAGGAAUUGGCACCAGUCCUGGAGCAGGAGUACCAGGGAGGUUUCUUGGUUACAAGCCAGGGAAGACAGCUGGUCCUGGUACAGCAGGGACUGCAUUUGGUACUGGUACUGGUGGGCCAGGACUCGGAACUGGAGCAUUUGUUCCUGGUACUGGUACAGGAGGAGUAGGACCAGGUGGUUUUGGUACAGGUCCUGGAACAGGUGGACCAGUCACUGGAGGUCUUGGAACUGGUGGAAUAGGUGCUGGUGGCUUGGGAACUGGAGGACUUGGAGCAGGAGCUGCUGGCAAGCCUCCAAAAACAGGGGCAGGAUAUGGUGCUCAGGGACUUGGAACUGGUGCUCUUGGAGGUGGUGGACUAGGAGGACUUGUGCCUGGAGUUGCAGGGCCUGGUACUGGAGGACUAGGCCUUGGUGUUGGAGUGCCUGGUACUCUUGGAGCAGGAGUUGGACCUGGAGGGAUUGGUCCAGGUGGUCUUGGAGCUGCUGGUCUUGGUCCAGGUGGUCUUGGAGCUGCUGGUCUUGGCCCUGGUGGACUUGGAACUGCUGGUGUUGGUCCUGGUGGACUUGGAACUACUGGUGUUGGCCCUGGUGGACUUGGACGAGGCAUCAGUGGGAAACCUCCAAAACUGGGAGGCUUAGGUGGACUUGGCACUGGACAGAGUGUUGGGAGUUUUGGACCUGGAGGAGUUGGUCCUGGAGGAGUCGGACUAGGAGUCGGACUAGGAGGAGUUGGACCAGGAGGAAUUGUUCCAGGAGGAGUAGGUCCAGGUGGAGUUGUUGGUCCAGGAGGAGUUGGUCAAGCUGGAGUUGGACUAGGAGGAGUUGGUCCAGGAGGAGUCAGACCAGGAGGAGUUGGCCCAGGAGUCGGCCCAGGAGGAGUUGGUCCUGGAGGAGUUGGUCCUGGUGGAGUUGGCCUAGGUUAUGGUCCUGGUGGAGUGGGAGUAGGCAUAUAUGGACAAUAUGGCACUGCUGGAGGUCUCUAUCCUGGUGCUGGACAGAAACCACCAAAAACAGGUCUUGGUGGAGCUGGAGUCGGUCCUGGUGGUGCAGGUUUCGGCCCUGGUGGAGCUGGCGUUGGCCCUGGUGGAACUGCAGUAGGACCUAGUGGAGCUGGAGUUGGUCUUGGUGGAGCUGGAGUUGGCCCUAGUGGAGCUGGAGUUGGUCCUGGUGGAACUGGAGUUGGCCCUGGUGGAGCUGGAGUUGGUCCUGGUGGAACUGGAGUUGGGCCGAGUGGAACCGGAUUUGGCCCUGGUGGAGCUGGAGUUGGUCCUGGUGGAACUGGAGUUGGUCCGAGUGGAACCGGAUUUGGCCCUGGAGGAGCACCUACUUUGCCACAAACUGGAUUACCAGGUACUGGAACAGGCCCUGGGCGCAAAGUUGGCAAGACAGGGAAGGCACCAGUACCAGGUAUUAGUGUUCCUGGGUUGUACCAGGGUGGUAUUGUUCCUGGACAAGGUUUUGGUGGCCAAGGGGUUUUGCCAGGUGUAGCUACAGGAUCUCAGACUGCUCAGCUUGGUCAAGGUGGACUUGGGGCCAAUGGCGGUCGUGGGAGCUUUGCUGGACAACAGUUACCAGGAGUGUUUCGUGGAUAUCCUCUGAUUUCACCAAAGUCUGGAGGACCUGGCUCAGCUAAGUCUCAGGCUAAAGCUGCUAAAUAUGCAGCGGGACUUGGUGUAGGAACUGGAGUAGGUGGUGUACCUGGAGCUGUGCCUGGAGCAGGUGGUGUACUUGGUGUUGUACCUGGUGCUGGUGCUGUACCUGGAGCAGGAGGUGUACCUGGUGCUGUACCUGGUGCUGGUGCUGUACCUGGAGCAGGAGGUGUACCUGGUGUUGCACCUGGUGCUGGAACUGUACCUGGAGCAGGAGGUGUACCUGGUGCUGUACCUGGUGCUGGUGCUGUGCCUGGAGCAGGAGGUGUACCUGGUGCUGUACCUAGUGCUGGUGCUGUACCUGGAGCAGGAGGUGUACCUGGUGUUGUACCUGGUGCUGGAGCUGUACCUGGAGCAGGAGGUGUACCUGGUGCUGUACCUGGUGCUGUGCCUGGAGCAGGUGGUGUACCUGGCUUUGGUGUUGGUCCUGGAGCAGGUGGUGUACCUGGAGCAGGUGGUGUACCUGGUGCUGGUGCUAUACCUGGAGCAGGUGGUAUACCUGGUUUUGGUGGCCCUGGAGGCUUGUAUCCCAGUGGUAUUGGUACCUAUCCGGGAGGAGCAGGAGCCAAAGCACGGAAGUAUGCCUCAGGCAUUGGUGUGGGUGGACUACCUGGACUUGGAACUGGUGGGCUUGGUGCUGGUGCUGUUCCCGGAUCUGGAGUUGGAAUUGGUGGACUUCCAGGCUCUGGUCUAGGAACUGGUGGACUUCCUGGCUCUGGUCUUGGAGCUGGUGGACUCCCUGGGUCUGGUCUUGGAGCUGGUGGACUUCCUGGGUCUGGUGUGGGAACUGGUGCACUUCCUGGGCCUGGUCUUGGAGGUGGUGGACUUCCUGGCUCUGGUAUUGGAGCUGGUGGACUUCCAAGCUCUGGACUUGGAAUUGGUGGACUUCCUGGCUCUGGUGUUGGAGUUGGUCCUGGAGGAUAUGCUGGAGCCAAAGCACGAAAAUAUGCUCAGCUUGGAGGUCCUGGUGGGGCUUUAGGUGCUGGAGGAUUGCCAGGAGGACUUGGGACUGGUGGGCUUCCUGGCUCUGGACUUGGAACUGGUACACUCCCUGGCUCUGGUCUUGGAGCUGGUGGACUUCCUGGCUCUGGUCUUGGAGCUGGCGGACUUCCUGGCUCUGGACUUGGAGCUGGUGGACUUCCUGGCUCUGGACUUGGAGCUGGUGGGCUUCCUGGCUCUGGUGUUGGAGUUGGUCCUGGAGGAUAUGCUGGAGCCAAAGCACGAAAAUAUGCUCAGCUUGGAGGUCCUGGUGGGGCUUUAGGUGCUGGAGGAUUGCCAGGAGGACUUGGGACUGGUGGGCUUCCUGGCUCUGGACUUGGAACUGGUACACUCCCUGGCUCUGGACUUGGAGCUGGUGGACUUCCUGGCUCUGGUCUUGGAGCUGGUGGACUUCCUGGCUCUGGACUUGGAGCUGGUGGACUUCCUGGCUCUGGACUUGGAGCUGGUGGGCUUCCUGGCUCUGGACUUGGAGCUGGUGGACUUCCUGGCUCUGGACUUGGAGCUGGUGGUCUUCCUGGCUCUGGUGUUGGAGUUGGUCCUGGAGGUUAUGCUGGAGCCAAAGCACGAAAAUAUGCUCAGCUUGGAGGUCCUGGUGGGGCUUUAGGUGCUGGAGGAUUGCCAGGAGGACUUGGAACUGGUGGGCUUCCUGGCUCUGGACUUCCAGGCUCUGGACUUGGAGCUGGUGGGCUUCCUGGCUCUGGACUUGGAGCUGGUGGACUUCCAGGCUCUGGUCUUGGAGCUGGUGGGCUUCCUGGCUCUGGACUUGGAGUUGGUGGACUUCCUGGCUCUGGACUUGGAGCUGGUGGACUUCCUGGCUCUGGACUUGGAGCUGGUGGUCCUGGAGGAUAUGCUGGAGCCAAAGCACGAAAAUAUGCUCAGCUUGGAGGUCCUGGUGGGGCUUUAGGUGCUGGAGGAUUGCCAGGAGGACUUGGAACUGGUGGGCUUCCUGGCUCUGGACUUCCUGGCUCUGGACUUGGAGCUGGUGGACUUCCUGGCUCUGGACUUGGAGCUGGUGGGCUUCCUGGCUCUGGACUUGGAGCUGGUGGACUUCCAGGCUCUGGACUUGGAGCUGGUGGGCUUCCUGGAUCUGGACUUGGAGCUGGUGGACUUCCUGGCUCUGGACUUGGAGCUGGUGGACUUCCUGGCUCUGGUCUUGGAGCUGGUGGUCUUCCUGGCUCUGGUGUUGGAGUUGGUCCUGGAGGAUAUGCUGGAGCCAAAGCACGAAAAUAUGCUCAGCUUGGAGGUCCUGGUGGGGCUUUAGGUGCUGGAGGAUUGCCAGGAGGACUUGGAACUGGUGGGCUUCCUGGCUCUGGACUUCCUGGCUCUGGUCUUGGAGCUGGUAGACUUCCUGGCUCUGGACUUGGAGCUGGUGGACUUCCUGGCUCUGGACUUGGAGCUGGUGGGCUUCCUGGAUCUGGACUUGGAGCUGGUGGACUUCCUGGAUCUGGACUUGGAACUAGUGGACUUCCUGGCUCUGGACUUGGAGCUGGUGGUCUUCCAGGCUCUGGACUUGGAGCUGGUGGUCUUCCUGGCUCUGGUGUUGGAGUUGGUCCUGGAGGUUAUGCUGGAGCCAAAGCACGAAAAUAUGCUCAGCUUGGAGGUCCUGGUGGGGCUUUAGGUGCUGGAGGAUUGCCAGGAGGACUUGGAACUGGUGGGCUUCCUGGCUCUGGACUUCCUGGCUCUGGACUUGGAGCUGGUGGGCUUCCUGGCUCUGGACUUGGAGCUGGUGGACUUCCAGGCUCUGGACUUGGAGCUGGUGGACUUCCUGGCUCUGGACUUGGAGCUGGUGGGCUUCCUGGCUCUGGACUUGGAGCUGGUGGGUUUCCUGGCUCUGGACUUGGAGCUGGUGGGCUUCCUGGAUCUGGACUUGGAGCUGGUGGUCUUCCUGGCUCUGGUGUUGGAGUUGGUCCUGGAGGUUAUGCUGGAGCCAAAGCACGAAAAUAUGCUCAGCUUGGAGGUCCUGGUGGGGCUUUAGGUGCUGGAGGAUUGCCAGGAGGACUUGGAACUGGUGGGCUUCCUGGCUCUGGACUUCCUGGCUCUGGACUUGGAGCUGGUGGACUUCCUGGCUCUGGACUUGGAGCUGGUGGACUUCCUGGCUCUGGACUUGGAGCUGGUGGACUUCCUGGCUCUGGACUUGGAGCUGGUGGGCUUCCUGGAUCUGGACUUGGAGCUGGUGGACUUCCUGGCUCUAGACUUGGAGCUGGUGGACUUCCUGGCUCUGGACUUGGAGCUGGUGGUCUUCCUGGCUCUGGUGUUGGAGUUGGUCCUGGAGGAUAUGCUGGAGCCAAAGCACGAAAAUAUGCUCAGCUUGGAGGUCCUGGUGGGGCUUUAGGUGCUGGAGGAUUGCCAGGAGGACUUGGAGCUGGUGGGCUUCCUGGCUCUGGACUUCCUGGCUCUGGACUUGGAGCUGGUGGACUUCCUGGCUCUGGACUUGGAGCUGGUGGACUUCCUGGCUCUGGACUUGGAGCUGGUGGGCUUCCUGGAUCUGGACUUGGAGCUGGUGGACUUCCUGGCUCUAGACUUGGAGCUGGUGGACUUCCUGGCUCUGGACUUGGAGCUGGUGGUCUUCCUGGCUCUGGUGUUGGAGUUGGUCCUGGAGGAUAUGCUGGAGCCAAAGCACGAAAAUAUGCUCAGCUUGGAGGUCCUGGUGGGGCUUUAGGUGCUGGAGGAUUGCCAGGAGGACUUGGAACUGGUGGGCUUCCUGGCUCUGGACUUCCUGGCUCUGGACUUGGAGCUGGUGGACUUCCUGGCUCUGGACUUGGAGCUGGUGGGCUUCCUGGCUCUGGACUUGGAGCUGGUGGGCUUCCUGGAUCUGGACUUGGAGCUGGUGGACUUCCUGGCUCUGGACUUGGAGCUGGUGGGCUUCCUGGAUCUGGACUUGGAGCUGGUGGACUUCCUGGCUCUGGUGUUGGAGUUGGUCCUGGAGGAUAUGCUGGAGCCAAAGCGCGAAAAUAUGCUCAGCUUGGAGGUCCUGGUGGGGCUUUAGGUGCUGGAGGAUUGCCAGGAGGACUUGGGACUGGUGGGCUUCCUGGCUCUGGACUUCCAGGCUCUGGACUUGGAGCUGGUGGGCUUCCUGGCUCUGGACUUGGAGCUGGUGGGCUUCCUGGCUCUGGACUUGGAGCUGGUGGACUUCCUGGCUCUGGACUUGGAGCUGGUGGACUUCCUGGCUCUGGACUUGGAGCUGGUGGACUUCCUGGAUCUGGACUUGGAGCUGGUGGACUUCCUGGCUCUGGACUUGGAGUUGGUGGACUUCCUCGCUCUGGUGUUGGAGUUGGUCCUGGAGGAUAUGCUGGGGCCAAAGCACGAAAAUAUGCUCAGCUUGGAGGUCCUGGUGGGACUUUAGGUGCUGGAGGAUUGCCAGGAGGACUUCCAGGAGGAUUACCAGGGGGGUUACCAGGGGGACCUGGGACUGGUGGUCUAGUUGGCAGUGGACUUGGAGCUGCUCUCUUGCCUGCUGGGGGAGUUGGAGGAACUGGUGGUGUACCUGGAGGUGUUGGAGGGCUGCCUGGUGGAGGGCUCAGACCUGCUACUGGAACUGGGGGUUAUGGAACUGAUGCAAAAGCUCGAAAAUAUGGUAUGACAGGAGGUGCUGGUGGUGCCCUAGGAGGACCUGGUUCCGGAGUUGUACCAGGAGGGACAGUAGGUGGAAUUGGCGGAGCUGGAAGUCAGCCUGGAAGUGGCCUUGGACCUGGUGGUGUACCUGGUGGUGGCCUUGGUCCUGGAGGUGUGGCAGGCGGUGGCCUUGGACCUGGAAGUGUGCCAGGGGUUGGCUUUGGACCUGGAGGAGUACCUGGUGGCAGUCUUGGACCCGGAGGAUAUGCUGGAACCAAAGCUCGCAAAUAUGGAUUCCCAAGUGGAACAGGUGGGACUCCUGGAACAGGAUUGCCUGGAGGAUUAGGAGGGGUACUUGGUGGUGGAUUAGGACCAGGAGUACCAGCUGGUGGUCUUGGUGCUGGAGUGGCACCAGGAGGUGGAGUAGGACCUGGAGGUGUACCAGCUGGAGGCUAUGGACCUGGUGGAGUACCUGGGGGAUAUGGUCCUGGUGGAGUACCUGGGGGAUAUGGACCUGGUGGAGUACCUGGGGGAUAUGGUCCUGGUGGAGUACCUAGGGGCUAUGGUCCAGGUACUGGAGCAUAUCCAAGUGGAUCAAAGGCACUUAAAUAUGGUCAGGCUGGGCAUGUUGCUUCAUCUGGUGUAGGACCAUUUGGAAUAGGCACAGGUCCUGCUCAUGGAUUUGGACCUGGAGCUGGACCUGUUGGUGGAUAUGGCCAGGGCACUGGACUGAGUCCUGGGGCUGGAUAUGGACUUGGAGCAGGCAGCGUACCUGGAGGAACAGGAGUCAGAGGAGGGCCUACAGGUGCUGGAGGAUAUGGACCAGGUUCGAAAGCUGCUAAAUAUGGACAAUUAGGAGCAGGAGCAGUACUUGGCACUGGAACAGGAGGAGUAGCGAGCACUGGACAGGCUGUGCCUGGGGGCUUUGGAGGUGCUCUUGGCUCUGGAUCUGCUCUUGGUGGAGUUCCUGGAAGUGGACCAGGCACAGGUCUUGGAAGCUAUGGAGGGUAUGGACCAGGGGGAAAGCCAUCAAAAUAUGGUCAACCUAGUGGUGGAACUGGGACUGUGUUAGGUGGAGCAGGGUCAGUACCUGGUGUUGUUGGAGCUGGAACCACAACCACAGGAAUAGAGACUGGAAUUGCAACUGGUGCAGGCACUGUUGGUGGACCAGGAGGGGUACCAGUCACUGGAAGCAAGACAGGCAAAUAUGGAGUUCCAGGAGUCAUAGAAGGAGUAAUAGGAGGAACAGGAGUUCCAGGCAGUAUACCAACAGAAUCGACAGAUCAGAGAACCAAAACAGGAGUUGAUGAAGCUGUUACGACUGGUAAUGACACUACAGAAGGACCAGGUGCUACUAAGGCCCCUAGGUUGGGGGAACCAGGUGGAGUAAUAGAGGGAUCUGGAAAUUCUAUUGGUGGUGGUCCAGGUGAAGGAGUUAGUGGUGGUCCUAUUGAUGGGGAUGGACUUGAUGGAGUUACUGGGACAGGAAUUCCCAUCCUAGCUGGCGGUAAACCAGAUGUAGCUGGUUCAGUUCCAGGAGGGCAGAUACCAGAAACUGGUGGUGGAGUAGUUCAACCCAGUGCUGGAACAAGAGUUGGUGGUGUUGGUCAAGGUCAGCCAUCAGGUGGUGCUGGUGUUGGUAUCGGUAUUGGUGUCGGUAUCGGUGUUGGUGGAAAAUCGCAAAAACCAAGCGCAGGUGGAAUAGGUGAUAGUCUACCAGGAGCCAAACCUUUGAAACCUCCAGGUGGUGUCAUACCUGGACGUGGCGAUACUCCAGGUAGAAUUGUCGAAGAGCCAAGCGGACCUGGCAUUGGACUGGGCAGAGUUGAAGGCGAACCAGGUAGAAUUGGAGGAGGGCCAGAUGGAGUUGGAGGAGGUCCAGGUGGAAUUGGAGGAGGGCCAGGUGGAGUUGGAGGAGGGCCAGGAGGAGUUGGAGGAGGUCCAGGUGGAGUUGGAGGAGGACCAGGUGGAGUUGGAGGAGGACCAGGUGGAGUUGGAGGAGGGCCAGGUACAGUCACAGGAGGACCAGGCGGAGUUAGUACCAGCCCUGUAGGUGGAACAGUUAAACCCCCCAAAGGAUACAUUAGUACAGGUGGAGGACUCCUUGGUGGCACUGGAGGCCCUGGUGGAGUAAUAGGGCCUGGAGUGACAACAGGAACUGGCUUUUUGCCUGGAAGUAGCAGUCUUCUGCCAGGAGGUACAGGAGCAGGAACUGGAGGUUAUGGUGGGGUUGGAGGUUUAGGUACCAGCAGCCUUCUUCCAGUAAAUGGACUAAGGUUCCCAAGUGGAGCUGCUGUGGGUAGCAAAGGUCCUGGAUAUGGCCCUGGAACAGGAAAGCCAGCUAAAAGCUACUGGGGAACUGGAGCACUGGGUGGGUUGGGAGGCCCAGGAGGACUUGGAGGAGUUCCUGGAGGUGUUGGCACUGGUCUAGGAGGAGUUGGUGGAGGUCAAGGAAGCAUUGGUGGAGGACCUGGUGCAGUUGGAGGUGGUCUGGGUGGUCAAGGAGGAGGUUUGGGCUACCCAGGUGGAGCAGGACUAAGAGCUGGGAAACCUGGGAAAUCAGGAUUUGGCAGUUUGGGUGGAGCAGGAGGCCUAGGACUUGGAGGUACAGGUGGGGCUUUAGGAGGAGGUCCCAGUGGUGUAGGUGGAGGGCUAGGAGGCGUAGGAGGAGGACCUGGUGGCCCAGGUUACAUCUACCCAGGCGGUGCUGGACUGGGAGCUGGAGUUGGGAAGCCUGGUAAAACAGGUUAUGGCACAGGUGCCUUAGGGGGUCAAGGUUACCAGCCAGGUAGUGGAGUGCCAGGAUAUGGUGGUGGUGCGGGCGGCUACCAGCAGCCACUCCCAGGCUAUGGUGGAGUUGGACCAGGAGGAGCUGGAAGUGCACCACUUACACCUCAACAAUCUAAAGCAGCCAAAUAUGCAGCUCUCCAGAGUGCUCUAGGUGCUGGAGGCUUCAGAGGAGGUGCUGGGUGCCAAGGCAAAUACUGUGGGAGGAGGAGGAAAUGAGAGCCCUGCAACGAGAAGUGACCUCAUGAACAAGUGGUGCUACUGCAUAAUCUCGAAUGUACUUUUUGGUUUCUUGUGGGAGGAAAGUAAAAGUAUUCCCACUCAAAGUGCACCUCGUAACACGCGACAGACGUUCAGUGUUCAACUGUUACUUUGUACAUAGAUUUGAUUCAAGGAUGUAUGCAGUGUGCACUUAUGCACUCGUGGCACAAUGUAAACCCCAAGUUUAAUUUACACACAUCACUCAAUGCUUAAAGGACAGGCUUUAUUACAGCACCCAAGGGUUCACCAUGUUCACCAUGUCACUACUUAAUUUUCACUGUAACCUCACCAUAAAUUAGCUAAAAGUGUUACCAACCAUCACUAAACACCAAGAUUUCUGAUGUGUUUAACUCUGUGGUUACACCUCAGCCAAUCUCAGUCUGUCUGCCUUCACUUUCACUUCCAUAACUGCAUAUUUAAUCAUGCUGUAUGGGGAAAUGUUGCUGCUAUGUACUGUAAUAGACAAACUGUGAUAGUAAUAUCAAGUUGUCCUUAAGCUAAGUGGUUCAGACCACCUCAUCACACACUUAACACUUGCUUUUCUCUCUUUUGAUGGUGCCAUAUAUAUUUUUUUUUUGUAUUAAGGGGAGCUUAAACCGACCUCCUCAUGAGUGCACAAUGCUGUUCUUGAAAUGUAGAUGUGCUCCACGUCAAUGUGUUUGCCAUAUGUAUUAACAUUUUAUUGAACAAACAGUACUUUCUGCUGUAGGAAGUAUAUUAUCAAAGUACUGAGGAAUACAAGUUCAUGACACCUCAGGAUUUUAAGGUAGUUCUCAUCUAGUUUUUUGAUAUAGUGAGAUCUGAAUUUUCUUUCUUUCACUUUCAUUAAAUUAAAUCUCUUUUUUGUUCCUUAUGCAUUUAACCUUAGCAAUGUGUGAGUUCAAUCUUCUUACUGUGUGAUUUCUCACUGUAUGUGUUUGUUUUUUUUUUUUGUUUGUUUGUUUGUUUUUUACAUUUGUGAAUCAUGUAUGAGUAUUUGGAAAAGAAACCUGAGAUAAUGGGAAUGACGGUUCAGUCAGUGAAUCUUAUUCAUUACCAGCAGGUUUGCAAUGUUUACCUUUUGAUUUUCACAAACCUUGAAAAUCAUAUAAAACUCUUUUCAUGUGAUGCAUUUUAUAUCUUUUUUUUUUUUUUUUGCCUUUACCUAAAUAACAAAAUAAAGGAUAUUAAGGAUAGGAAAUUUAAUUGUGGAAAUCAUUCCACAGUGUGACUUUGGACUCUGUUUGUUAACAGUUAAACAAAUAGCAAUUGCGUUAUUUCAUAAAAGAAAUGCACAAUAUCAUAA
Pangasianodon hypophthalmus (striped catfish) is the source of this 10948-nucleotide messenger RNA. It is a transcript of the gene elnb, whose product is annotated as elastin b. Lineage: Eukaryota; Metazoa; Chordata; Actinopteri; Siluriformes; Pangasiidae. The transcript is spliced from 80 exons. Bases 109 to 9621 code for a protein of 3170 amino acids. Gene Ontology annotation, molecular function: extracellular matrix structural constituent. The record is from RefSeq and is a predicted model, not a curated record.